Molecule: messenger RNA, 273 nt
Organism: Coccomyxa subellipsoidea C-169
Lineage: Eukaryota; Viridiplantae; Chlorophyta; Trebouxiophyceae; Coccomyxaceae
Product: LSU ribosomal protein L27P
Exons: 2
Biological process (GO): translation
Cellular component (GO): ribosome
Molecular function (GO): structural constituent of ribosome
Source: RefSeq, a predicted model, not a curated record
GCUUCCAAGAAACAAGGAGGCUCCACACAAAAUCGCGGAGGGUCACUGCCAAAAAUGCUUGGGGUGAAGUUGUAUGGAGGCCAGAGCUGCCACGCAGGAAAUAUCAUCAUCCGGCAGAGGGGCACAGAGUUUCACCCUGGGCAUAAUGUGGGCAUGGGGACGGAUCACACACUGUUUGCUCUGGUGGAUGGAUCUGUCAAGUUCCACACCAAUAAAUAUCCAUGGAAGCGGAUUGUCAGCGUGUUGCCAAAGUCAGCAUCUGGCCUGCAAUGA